AUGAAUAUACUAAAAGAUACAACUAUACAACAUAGUCUAGAUGUAUUAUAUUCAACUUAUCAUUCGUUGUUCAAUGAUUUAGGUAUCACUGCAACCGCUACCAACACAAAUGUACCAUAUAUACCAUCUACACCAUCAUCGUCAGAUUCACAACCAUCAUCAACAACAAUAACAUCGAAUAUAGAUCAACAAUUUAAACCGAAUCUAUUUCAUCCAUAUUCACCAGGAAAUAUUGAUGAAAGAUGUAAUACACUUCAAAGAUUAUUGGAAACAAUGAAAUUGACAUUUGCUCAAUACCGACAGUGGGAAGGUGAUAAAGAUCUACAGAAAUUACUUACCAAUCAAAGACAAUAUGUCAGUACGAAUUUAAAGCUGAAACAAAUGUUAAAGACCAAUGCAGAUUGUACAUUGCUCGGUAAGAUUCAUUUGGAGUCGAUCUCGAAGGAUAGCUAUCGUCGUCUCGGUUUGUUGAUAUGUCGGUUGAGUGAAACGAUGACCGAUCUCGAUAAUCGCUACGGCAGUUACUCUGAUCUCCAUGAGUUGACUGCACUUGCCAAGACCGAUCCAGCGGAGAUCUCACCGGAUCAGGUCUACAGUUGCAAUAUCUCCUCUUCGACAUUCCUGCUGGAUAUCUUUAUCAAUGGCGAUGGCACCGUCAAAGAGGUGAAGCUGGUACACAUCUCAAUGGCAACCGGUGAGGAUAAAGAAACCGAUGAAUCGAUCAACAACGAGUUGACAACGGCACUGCGCAACAACAUCAAAGAGUUUGAUGCGAAAAUCCGAAGAAUCUGUCAACAGGAUCUACUCUUUAGAAAGUUCCAACACGUCAAUCUACAACAAGCACUACAGGUACUACAAGAUGAUUUCCUCAGCAUCGGAAAGAAACAUCAAGAACAACAACAACAACAAGCUAUUGAUAUUGGCGAUGAAUUGGAGUUGUUCAAUAGUGGUUAUGGAAAGAUAUCUUUGGAUAUUUGUGGUGUUAAAUCGGUUUACUAUACAACUUUACAACAACGUUUGUCACAUGAAGGACAGUAUUCACUGACGCUUGAUAUCGAAGAGGGAAGUAGAACUUCAAUGUAUCAACUUACACUCACCAGUCAGUUGUCAGAGGAUGGACUGUCGUUCAUUCCACAUCAACAACAACAACAGCAAAUACAAAACGAGCAACAAGAUGUCAAUAGCUUAAUCAAUUCCAAUGUUAGAUUGGUGGUAAAGUUGGAUCCACCUAUCAACAUUACCAUCGGUACAAUGACAGAGUUGCUACAGUGUGUCGGUGUAAAGAGUAAUCCAACUGCCUCCAGCUCAACCAAUCCCAAUGCAAUGUUAGAGAAUCAAUUGGUUGUUUCAAAUUGCAGCAAUGGAAAGAACAGCAGCAGCAGCAGCAACACUCAAAAUAACAAUAACAACAACAAUAGCAAUACUUUAGAGCAAAACGAUAUAACAGUACUGGGUGAUAGACAACGUUAUUUCUAUACUGGUGGUGAAUAUCAUCCUGGCAUUGAAGUAUCUAGAAUACCGAUUGAGCAUUGCAGUCAACUACUACCAGUACUUCAAAUCCUAAGACAACAGAUUGUCUUUAACCUUUUAUUUAAGAGUUGUUUUACAGCUUGUCCUUUUACAAACAAACCAACAUCAACAACUAAUAGUUCAUCUGAAGUUGAUUCAGAUUCAAUGAAUAUUGAACAACAACAAAAACAAUCACCAUCUUCAUCACCAUUACCAUCAUUAACAACAACAACAACGACAACAACAAUUUCAUCAAAUCAAGAUAUACCAGUAUUCGAAGUAAUGGUACAACCACCAUUUUCAAUUAGUAUUACAUUCCUUCAACCAAACAAAAUAGAUUUCAACUCUGUUGAUAUUCAGAUUGGACCUGGAGGUUACAUAACUGCAACCAUCGAUAACCCAACAGAUGACCAGCCACUCUGUUCAAAUGAAUAUCUAACACAACUAUUGAAUGCAUCUAAAUCCAUUCCAAUAACAUUUUCAUAUCUAUUUAAAUCAUCAACAACAACAACAAAUGAAGAAUCAAUGUCAAUAUAA
Heterostelium album PN500 is the source of this 2046-nucleotide messenger RNA. It is a transcript of the gene med1, whose product is annotated as putative mediator complex subunit 1. The transcript is spliced from 3 exons. The coding region runs from base 1 to 2046 and encodes 681 amino acids. NCBI's taxonomy places the organism in Eukaryota, Evosea, Eumycetozoa, Acytosteliales, Acytosteliaceae. Gene Ontology annotation, molecular function: transcription coregulator activity. The record is from RefSeq and is a predicted model, not a curated record. Gene Ontology annotation, cellular component: mediator complex. Gene Ontology annotation, biological process: regulation of transcription by RNA polymerase II.